Molecule: messenger RNA, 1014 nt
Organism: Ictalurus furcatus (blue catfish)
Lineage: Eukaryota; Metazoa; Chordata; Actinopteri; Siluriformes; Ictaluridae
Gene: mettl21a
Product: methyltransferase 21A, HSPA lysine
Exons: 3
Coding region: 236-892 (218 amino acids)
Biological process (GO): peptidyl-lysine methylation
Cellular component (GO): cytoplasm; cytosol
Molecular function (GO): protein-lysine N-methyltransferase activity
Source: RefSeq, a predicted model, not a curated record
AUUAAAAUGUGUAUAUAUAUGAUAUUUUAAACCUUCCUCUUGCUGUAGAGCGUGAAUAAAAGUCGCGUUUAAAAUCAGAGUUUAUAAAUCAGUGAGUUUCAGCUGUGCUAGUCAGUUAGCCUGGGUGUGAUGUAAACAUUGCGCGUGACUGUCGGGUGUCUCGAGCGCUUUCAGCUGAAUGAUGAAUCCGCCAUUUUAUAUGUGUGAUAAAGUCUAACUGUGUGUGUUUGUCAGCAUGGCGUUGGUGCCCUAUGAUGAAAACGUCCUUCCGUCUCUAUCCAAACUCCACUCGUCUUCGGCUGAGUUCCGGUUCGCAGAGCGCCGCAUCCGAUUGGCUCAGGACUGGAGAGGAGGGGGCGUGGCCGCGGUCGUGUGGGACGCGGCGGUGGUGAUGUGCGUGUACCUGGAGCUCGGCCGUGUGGACCUGAAGAACAGAACCGCCAUCGAGCUCGGUGCCGGGACGGGUCUGGUGGGCAUCGUUGCUGCGCUGCUCGGAGCUGAUGUAACGAUCACCGACCGGAGCUCAGCCCUGGAGAUCUUGGAGGCUAACGUGAAGGAGAACGUUCCUCCACACCUGCAGGGGGCAGUGCGAGUUUCCGAGCUGACGUGGGGAGAAGGAUUAGCGCGCUAUGGUCCCGGCGGCUACGACCUCAUCCUGGGGGCGGACAUCGUCUACCUGGAGGAGACGUUCUCCGAUCUGCUGCGCACCCUGGAACACUUGAGCUCGGAGAACACGGAGGUCCUUCUGGCGUGUCGAAUCCGUUACGAGCGCGACCAGCGCUUCCUGAGCAUGCUGGGAAACCGGUUUUCGGUGCAGGAGGUUUACUACGAUUCACAGAGGGACGUUCACAUCUACAGAGCGGUGAAAACUGACACGAAGGCCGAGCUCUGAGGACCGGACCGGACCGGACGUCCUGAUAAACGUCUACGAUUUCAUCAUGGCGCAUGUCGAUGUAAUGAUAUUGAAUGUUAUAAAAAGAUGUUUUUUACUCAGAGAGUCUUCGCUUCGUAAAC